This is a messenger RNA of Gracilinanus agilis (Agile Gracile Mouse Opossum), 4860 nucleotides long. It is a transcript of the gene MYH7B, whose product is annotated as myosin heavy chain 7B. NCBI's taxonomy places the organism in Eukaryota, Metazoa, Chordata, Mammalia, Didelphimorphia, Didelphidae. Gene Ontology annotation, cellular component: myosin complex. The record is from RefSeq and is a predicted model, not a curated record. Gene Ontology annotation, molecular function: cytoskeletal motor activity; ATP binding; actin filament binding. The coding region runs from base 16 to 4683 and encodes 1555 amino acids. The transcript is spliced from 32 exons.
AAGAGCUACCAGGAGAUGGUGAAGGUGCACACCAUUCCGGGCGAUGGGAAGAAAUGGGUCUGGGUCCCAGAUGAGCAGGAAGCCUAUCUGGAGGCAGAAGUCAAGGAGAUCAAAGCAGGCCGGGUGACUGUGGAGACCAAGGACCAGAAGAUCCUGACUGUGCGUGAGGCUGAUGUGCAGUCCAUGAACCCACCUCGGUUUGACCUGUUGGAGGACAUGUCCAUGAUGACCCACCUCAAUGAAGCCUCGGUGCUACACAACCUGCGGCACCGCUAUGCCCACUGGAUGAUCUAUACUUAUUCUGGCUUGUUCUGUGUCACCAUUAAUCCCUACAAGUGGCUCCCUGUCUACACUGCCCCUGUAGUGGCUGCCUACAAGGGCAAGCGCCGCACGGAGGCACCUCCCCACAUCUACGCCGUGGCAGACAAUGCCUACCACUCCAUGUUGCAAAAUCGAGAAAACCAGUCCAUGCUUAUCACCGGAGAGUCAGGAGCUGGUAAGACCGUUAACACCAAGCGGGUCAUUCAAUAUUUUGCCACCGUCGCUGCCCUGGGAGAGGGGCCGGGCAAGAAAGCCGGAACCCUCGAAGAUCAAAUCAUCGAGGCUAACCCAGCCUUGGAGGCCUUCGGAAAUGCCAAGACCCUGAGGAAUGACAACUCCUCCCGUUUUGGUAAGUUCAUCCGCAUCCACUUUGGACCGUCCGGAAAGCUGGCAUCUGCCGAUAUUGAUAGCUACCUCCUGGAGAAAUCUCGAGUGAUCUUCCAGCUGCCUGGGGAGCGAGGAUAUCAUAUCUACUACCAGAUCCUGUCAGGGAAGAAGCCAGAACUGCAGGAUAUGCUGCUGCUCUCUCUGAACCCCUAUGACUACCACUUCUGCAGUCAGGGCGUCACGACUGUGGACAAUAUGGAUGAUGGACAAGAGCUGAUAGCCACUGAUCAUGCCAUGGACAUCCUGGGAUUCAGUGUAGAUGAAAAGUGUGCCUGCUACAAAGUAGUGGGGGCCCUGAUGCACUUUGGCAACAUGAAAUUCAAGCAGAAGCAGCGGGAGGAGCAGGCAGAGGCUGACGGCACUGAGAGUGCUGACAAGGCUGCCUACCUGAUGGGGAUCAGCAGUGGGGAUCUUCUGAAGGGAUUGCUGCACCCCCGAGUCAAAGUAGGGAAUGAAUAUGUGACCAAGGGCCAGAGUGUGGAGCAGGUGGUGUUUGCCGUGGGGGCUCUGGCUAAAGCUACAUACGACCGGCUCUUCAGGUGGCUCGUCAUGCGUAUUAACCGGACCCUGGACACCAAGUUGGCCCGGCAAUUCUUCAUCGGGGUGCUGGACAUCGCUGGCUUUGAGAUCUUCGAGGUGAGCCGCAGGCUGCCGGCGCAGCCGCAGGAAGGCACCUCGGACCCCUGGCUCCUACGCCUUCGGGACCCAUACGCAGGAAAUGUUUGGGAGUUAAUCAGUGGGACCCAUCCCCAGCUUGACUUUUCUGCAGCCUUGGUUCCUCUCAGUUCUAGCUUCAUGUCUCUGGUUCCUGGGUUGCUGAUCGCUGCUGUCUGUCCCCUUCCCCUCCAGGAGCAGGACAACCUGGCAGAUGCAGAGGAGCGCUGUGACCUUCUGAUCAAGUCCAAGGUGCAGCUGGAGGCCAAGGUGAAGGAGCUGAGUGAGCGGCUGGAGGACGAGGAGGAGACAAACUCUGACCUCACUGCGAGGAAACGGCAUCUGGAGGAUGAGUGCACUGAACUCAAGAAGGACAUUGAUGACCUGGAGCUGACGCUGGCCAAGGUGGAGAAGGAGAAGCACGCCACGGAGAAUAAGGUUCGUACCUUAGUGGAAGAGAUGGCUGGGCGGGAUGAAACGGUCGCCAAGCUGACCAAGGAGAAGAAAGCCCUGCAGGAAGCUCAUCAGCAGGGGCUGGACGACUUACAGUCCGAGGAGGACAAAGUCAACACUCUGAGCAAAGCCAAGGUCAAGCUGGAGCAGCAGGUGGAUGACCUGGAAAGUUCCCUAGAGCAAGAGAAGAAACUACGCCUGGAUGCAGAACGGGCCAAGCGGAAGCUAGAGGGGGACCUGAAGCUCACCCAGGAGUCAGUGGCAGAUGGAGACCGUGACCGGCGGCAGCUGGAAGAGAAGCUCAAGAAGAAGGACUUUGAGAUGAGCCAGCUAAACUCCCGGAUUGAGGAUGAACAGGUGCUCGGAGCCCAGAUGCAGAAGAAAAUCAAGGAACUCCAGGCCCGAGGAGAGGAGCUGGAGGAGGAGCUGGAGGCCGAGCGGGCAGCCCGGGCCCGGGUGGAGAAGCAGCGGGCAGAGAGUGCCCGGGAGCUGGAGGAGUUGAGUGAGCGGCUGGAGGAGGCAGGCGGGGCAUCAGCCGGGCAGCGAGAGGGCAGUCGGAAACUGGAAGCAGAUCUGGGCCGGCUGCGGCGGGAGCUGGAGGAGGCCACCCUGAGGCACGAGGCCACGGCGGCGGCCCUGCGCAAGAGGCAGGCCGACACCGCCGCCGAGCUGGGGGAGCACAUUGACAGCCUCCAGCGGGCCAGGCAGAAGCUGGAGAAGGAGAAGAGUGAGCUCAGGAUGGAGGUGGACGACCUCAGCGCCAACGUGGAGGCCCUGACCCGGGGCAAGGCCAACGCAGAGAAGCUCUGCCGGGCGUCUGAGGACCAUCUGGGGGAAGCCAAGGCCAAGGUCGAUGAGCUGCAGAGGCAGCUGGCGGAUGCGACCGCCCAGCGGGGGAGGCUGCAGACUGAGAAUGGAGAACUGAGCCGUCUGCUGGAGGAAAAGGAGUCCCUGAUCAGUCAGCUGAGCCGUGGGAAGACCUCGGUGACCCAGAGCCUGGAGGAGCUGAGGCGGCAGCUGGAGGAGGAGACCAAGGCAAAGAGCGCUCUGGCCCACACCGUUCAGGCAUCCCGGCACGACUGUGAGCUCCUCAGGGAACAGCACGAGGAAGAGGCCGAGGCCCAGGCAGAGCUGCAGCGGCUGCUGUCCAAGGCCAACGCGGAGGUUGCCCAGUGGAGAAGCAAGUAUGAGGCCGAUGCCAUCCAGAGGACAGAGGAGCUGGAGGAAGCCAAGAAGAAGUUGGCGGCUCGGCUCCAGGAGGCAGAGGAGGUCGCCGAGGCAGCCCAUGCUCGAUGCUCAUCCCUGGAGAAGGCGAAGCUCCGGCUGCAGACUGAGGUGGAUGACGUGAGCCUGGAACUAGAGCGGUCCACCUCUGCGGCAGCUGCCCUGGACAAGAAGCAACGGCUUCUGGAGCGGGCCCUGGAGGAGCGGAGGCGCCAGGAGGAGGAGACCCAGAGGGAGCUGGAGGCUGCACAAAGGGAGGCUCGAAGUCUGGGCUCAGAGCUCUUCCGGCUCCGGCACAGCCAUGAGGAGGUGCUCGAGGCCCUGGAGACCCUCAAGAGGGAGAACAAGCACCUACAGGAGGAAAUCAGUGACCUCACUGAUCAGAUCAGCCUGAGUGGGAAGAAUUUGCAGGAACUGGAGAAGGUGAAGAAGUCAUUAGAGGGAGAAAAGAGUGAGCUCCAAGCCGCACUGGAGGAAGCUGAGGGAGCUCUGGAGCUGGAGGAGACAAAGACACUGAGAAGCCAGCUAGAACUGUCCCAAGUGAAGGCUGACAUGGACCGGAAGCUGGCAGAGAAGAAUGAGGAGAGUGAGAACCUCAGGCGAAAUCACCAGCGCACAGUAGAGUCACUGCAGGCUUCACUGGAUGCUGAGGCCCGGGCAAGGAAUGAGGCGCUGAGGCUUAAAAAGAAAAUGGAGGGGGACUUAAAUGAGCUGGAACUGCAGCUGGGUCAUGCUACCCGCCAGGCCAGUGAGGCCCACGCAGCCACUCGUCUGCUGCAAGCCCAGCUCAAGGAUGCCCAGGUAGCCCAGGAUGAGGCACAGCGGGUGGCUGGGGAGCUGCGGGAGCAGGGACAGGCCUUGGAACGCAGGAAUGGGCUGCUGCUGGCAGAACUGGAGGAGCUCCGGGCAGUACUGGAGCAAGGAGAGAGGGCCCGGAGGCUAGCUGAGCAAGAGCUGCUUGAGGCCACUGAGAGAAUAAACUUGUUGCACUCCCAGAACACAGGCCUUGUCAGCCAGAAGAAGAAAUUAGAGGCUGACGUGUCACAACUGAGUGGAGAAGUGGAAGAGGCCAUGCAGGAAAGCCGUGAGGCUGAGGAGAAGGCGAAGAAAGCCAUCACUGAUGCAGCCAUGAUGGCUGAGGAGCUGAAGAAGGAACAGGAUACCAGUGCCCACUUGGAGCGAAUGAAAAAGACACUGGAGCAGACAGUGAGGGAGCUCCAGGUUCGGCUGGAUGAGGCCGAGCAGGUGGCCCUCAGGGGCGGCAAGAAGCAGGUCCAGAAGUUGGAAGCCAAGGUCCGUGAAUUGGAGCUGGAGCUGGAUGGGGAACAGAAGAAGAAUGUGGAGGCCCAGAAGGGCAUUCGCAAACAUGAGCGCCGAGUGAAGGAGCUCACUUAUCAGGCUGAGGAAGACAGGAAGAACCUGGCCCGGAUGCAGGAUCUCAUUGAGAAGCUACAGAGCAAAGUCAAGAGCUAUAAACGCCAGUUUGAGGAGGCGGAGCAACAGGCCAACUCCAACCUGGUGAAGUAUCGGAAGGCUCAGCACGAGCUUGAUGAUGCAGAGGAACGGGCAGACAUCGCAGAAACCCAGGUCAACAAGCUUCGAGCUCGCACUCGGGAUGCCCUGACCCCUAAGCAGAAAGAAUGAAGCCAUGGAAGCCACCAGGCCCUCGGGGGCCCGAGCUCUGAAGAGGAAUGGUUGCUGCAACAGCUCCACAGAGUCCUGCCUCACUGCUAUCCCUAUGACCUCCAAUCCCAUCACUUACUGUAAUUCCUUCUCCAAGCCCUUCUAGUUUCCCAAAUAAAGGCAACUUCUUUUAAUCCA